Saitoella complicata NRRL Y-17804 is the source of this 1398-nucleotide messenger RNA. RefSeq lists its product as uncharacterized. Gene Ontology annotation, molecular function: structural constituent of ribosome. Bases 1 to 1398 code for a protein of 465 amino acids. NCBI's taxonomy places the organism in Eukaryota, Fungi, Ascomycota, Saitoellomycetes, Saitoellales, Saitoellaceae. The transcript has a single exon. Gene Ontology annotation, cellular component: mitochondrial small ribosomal subunit. The record is from RefSeq and is a predicted model, not a curated record.
AUGGCAGCACCAAGACGAGCACUGCUGCGUCUAUCGCAAGCACCAAGAGCACCAUGUCUCGCUCAGCAACGGGCUACCUUUGCUUCUACUCCAGUAGUCGCUAGGUCCGACUACGCCGCGAAGCACGCACAAGCCCAGAAGCUGCUCAGGCAGCAGCAGGGAGGCAAGCUCACCAAACAGAAGGCUGGUAGUAAGGGAAAGGAGUCCGCGAAGGAUGCCAUCCCGUCUUUAAUGGACGCCAUCAGCGCGCCCGCACGACAGGUGAACCUGCCCAACUUGGAGCCCGCUGUCCUUCUUAACGGGGAUGCCGUCGGUACUGUGUACAAAUACUCUAAAGACACCCUUGCGAAGCUAAAUGCCUUGGACUCCGUCGAGCUCCUCGGAAAGGAGUACUUCGCCCACACCGCAUGCGUGAUCCGCGUGCAAUCCACCGAGAUCGCCAAGAUCCUCGAAGGCGAUGCAUCAAGCGAAAACAGACGUAUCCUCCUCCACGGACCCAUUGGAUCUGGAAAGACUUCGCUCUUGAUGCAAGCCCAGGCUUACGCUUUCGAGAGCGGAUGGGUCGUGAUUCACAUCCCUAAGGCAGUGGGGUUGGUCGACAACACCACCGCAUACUCCUACUCCAGCAAACGCGAACUUUACUUCCAACCCGACAUGGCCGCUAUCGUCCUCAAACGCGCCUCCGAUGCAAACGCCAAGCUUCUCUCCUCCCUCAAGGUCUCCAAACCCUGGAACUUCGACCGCCACACCAUCCGCGCAAACUCUUCCCUGGCGGACCUCUGCAAAGCCGGUAUCAUGGAUCCCCUCGUCGCCCCCCACGUCCUCGAGGCCCUCCUCUCCGAGUUGAAUGUAGACGGACGUCCACCAACGCUCUUCACCCUCGACCACUUUAACGCAAUCUGCCAACCAACAAAAUAUAUGUCCCCGCAACCCCCUCACGCCCCCCUCCACCCCCAGGACUUCCACAUCGCGCAUACCUUCGCCUCUUACCUUUCCAACACCCAAACCCUCAAACAUGGCGCCGUUAUCGCCGCUACCUCAUCCCGCGUGUCCCCCUCCCGCGCUCUCACCUGCGCCCUGAAGCUCGCAACUCAAAACCCCUACGAAAAACUCGACACCCGCAUCGAGCCCAUCGUCUCCUCGGCCAAGGCCAUCGAGGUCCCUAACUACACCCGUGCGGAGGCAAAGUCGAUGUUAUCGUACUACGCCAAGACCGGACUCAUCCAAGCAUCGCAGGAAACCGAAAUUGAGGAGGUCCCUGUAGACUUCGAGACGGAGAAGUGGAUGGUCACGGCGGGGAAUGCGGAGAAGUUGUUUAGGGCUUGUUUGAAGUCGAUGCCGUUUAUUAAGAUGCCGUGGAAUUGGGGACGGAAGGUUGAUUAUGGAUCGGGGUUGUAA